Messenger RNA from Pelobates fuscus (common spadefoot toad), 3908 nucleotides. It is a transcript of the gene BAHD1, whose product is annotated as bromo adjacent homology domain containing 1. Lineage: Eukaryota; Metazoa; Chordata; Amphibia; Anura; Pelobatidae. Gene Ontology annotation, molecular function: chromatin binding; transcription cis-regulatory region binding. Gene Ontology annotation, cellular component: chromatin silencing complex. The coding region runs from base 424 to 2820 and encodes 798 amino acids. The record is from RefSeq and is a predicted model, not a curated record. Gene Ontology annotation, biological process: negative regulation of DNA-templated transcription; heterochromatin formation. The transcript is spliced from 9 exons.
CUCUCCCUCCCUCCCCUAUGCUGUCUCUCUCUCUCUCUCCUCCCUCCCCUGUAGAUGCUGUCCCCUCCUCUCUCUGUUUUCUUUUAAUGCAAAUUGAGGCUGGAUCCCAGGAUCCCAUUAAAGAUGGUGCAUUCUGCUUGCUCCCCAGAAUAUGCCCCCCGCCCCAUCCUUGGUGCCAGAUAUUCCGCAAUACCCAUUUGACAUCCUCGGAUCAUUCGUGAAGUUGUUCGGUGUGUGGCUAUGCUCUUUCCCCAGCAGACCAGGUACAAGGUACAUCCCUUGUUCCUUAUUAAAAUGGACCUGUUUGGAUUACCAUUUACACAAAGGUACACAAUGUAAUGAAGGAUCGUUGCACAUUUUACUGAAUAAAAAGUUCUGUGGAUACUACAGACGCCGCCAGUGUGUUGGACUCCAGGUCCUAAAAUGGAUAGCACCCAAACCAGUUAUGCAGGUCAAACAUUCUUCAAAGAUUUGGGCUGCCAGGGGAGGAGGCAGAGUGUGGUUAGGGGAAUAUUAAACCAGGACUUGAGAAAAUCCUACCAACUGCAUGGCCAGCUUUCCCCAAAUAUGAAUGAGAAAACCUGCACGGUUGUUCUGACCAGGCUGGAGGAUGUAACUGGUUCGCGUGUUCGGGAAGGACCCGGUGGCACUUCACCAAGCAUAUCGUGCUGGGUGGACGAUUUUGGAACUUUAAAAGUUCAUACUGGGCUUCCCACAGAAAGUCGAAGGGUUUGUUCAAAGGACAAGAGGUUCCUGGGGGUCUCUGCACAGGCAGAGCCUACAAAGGAGUUUCCUGAACCACGGAAAAGGAGGCUAGCUUCUCUCAAUGCAGAAGCAGUAAAUAAUUUAUUGUUUGAAAGAGCAGACAGUUUUUCUGCCCGAAAAGUUCGUAAAGACUUUAGUAAGGGUGGAGACAAUUGCAAGUCAGAGGCAGGUUGGACUUCAUUGAAAAAGCCAGAUUGCCAACUCAUUGGCAAAAAGAGCAGACAGAGAUGCCUCGUCGAACAUCGGUCACCGGGACAUGUAUUUGAUGACGUAAAGAGGGAGAGUGUUGAAGUGGCUUACCCUCCUGCUCCAAAGAGGCUGGCAAGUUUAAAUGCCGUGGCAUUUUUAAAACUUACCAAUGAGAAAGAUCAUCCUCUGAAACAGAGGAGUAAAUCGGAUGUAGACUGCAACCGUUCUAUUAACCAUUGCUCAAAGCCCAAGCUGAAAUCCACGAGGUCCCACAAAAAGAACUGCGUAAAGUCUAAAAAGGAAACAUUGCACAGGAAAAUCGAGGGCUACCAUGGAUGGCAAGGUGGACCUGAAGGCGGAUUUAGAAAACCAGAGCAUCGAGACUCUUCUAGGUUACUAGGGAAAAGGGAGGUUGUUCACAUGGAACAGUCUUCCAACUACCAUGAUGGCUCAGAGCCUUUGUACCACAGACUGCCUUUACUUAUGGGAGGGCAAGCUUCAAUGAAGCCUGAAUAUGGAAGACCAGGUGAAAAGUCUCCCACUCCUAAGCAGGACUUCCAACAGCCUUCCUUCCCAGUGCAGCAGCAUCAUCAUUUACCCGUUCCAGGCAGUCCAACAGAUUGUAUCUGCCUCUAUGACACCUCUGACCUAAAUCCUCUGGAUGGGACGUAUAUUUCAUAUGGCCAAAGUGGAUUACCGUACAACGGAUACUCUGAUUUCUCAAUGUGCCCAAAAGAUAAGGUGUUUUCUCAGCCAGUUCCCUGCGAGGAUCUACUGGUAUCGCAGAGUGCUUUACCUCCCACGGCAACAUCGGAGCAUCUUCCGUGGUGCAGCUCUCGCUAUGCAUUAGGAGAAGACACUGGCACAAACACAGACAGUCUUUGUGGUGUGAUAAGGCUGCCGCUAGCGAGAGUCAGUAACACCCAUAAAGGACAUAGUAGCUAUCCAUACAAAAAGCCUUUUACAGCAGAAGGGUACAAAUCUCUAGACCAGCUCAGCUUAACAAUCCCCACGGCAGGUCAACCUGUAUCCCCUGCCCACCCACUCUCAGGAUGUCCCAUUCCCAGUGUCCCCCCUGCUGCCGAGCCUGUCCCUUACCUGCAAACCCCCAACUCAGAACCUCAGACCUUGGCUAUGCUGAAGACUGCACGGGAAUGUCCUCAAAGCUCCAAACCACCAAGUGGCUCCAAGUCGGGAGUCAGGAAUACAUCUGGCUGCAUCCACACCUCCGACAACAAAACUAGCAAAGGCCACAGCCAUCCCAAGCAGCAGAGAAUAAGCAGGAGGAGAGCCACGAAUGGAUGGACGCCCCUUGGAACAGCCUGUGAAAAAGCAGUUUAUGUUGUUAACGAGCCGGAGCCAGCACUGCGUAGAAGUUACCAAGCCGUGGAGCGUAAUGGUGAGAUUAUCCGCGUCAGAGACACUGUCCUGCUAAAAUCUGGUCCCAGGAAAAAAUCCAUGCCGUACGUGGCCAAGAUCUCUGCUUUAUGGGAAGACCCCAAAACAGGUGAGCUGAUGAUGAGUCUAUUCUGGUACUAUCGGCCGGAGCACACUCAGGGAGGACGCAAUCCCAGUAUGCACCAGAACGAAAUCUUCGCCUCCCGACAUCAAGAUGAGAACAGUAUUGCCUGCAUUGAGGAGAAGUGCUAUGUCCUGACAUUUGCAGAGUACUGCAGAUUUUGUGCCUUGGUAAAGCGACGAGGAGAGGGUUGCCUGAACAGGAAAGCCUUGAUUGUCCCUCCCUCGGCAGAGUAUUGCACCCCUGUACAUCGGAGGGUCCCAGACAGCACAGACGCAGAGCUCGUGUUCCUGUGUCGGCAUGUGUACGAUUUUAGACACGGCCGUAUCCUGAAGAACCCACAGUAGCUGCACGUCAGAGAGAAACACAGACUGGUGCACUCGGGACUUGGAACGUCUCCCAUGAACUCUUCCUGCACAAAGGGAGCUGGAAAGCGCUUGAUGUAGCCUCUAGGCUCUGGAUUCAGGAACAGACACUGGUUUAAGCAGUUUGAAAGCACAGCACUUCGUUAGAGAUGACCAUAAAUUAAGAGAAAAAAUAUAUAUAACAUAUAAAUAUAUAUAUAUAUAUACAUAUAUAAAUCUAUAUAUUGGGGGAAAAAAGCCAGUGGAUCAUGUCAGGAACCAUGAUUGCAAGGUUUUGUGUAGGGAUGUGUUAGUGCAUGAUUGGGCCACGCUCGGUUCAAAUGCCUUAAUAUGUCACACAGGUCCCUGUCACACCCGCAGGAGGCACACUUCUGGCAGUCUUGACAGGCUCGCUUUACACUUCCCCCCCCCCCCUCCCACAUGGAACCGAGUGAAUUGUCCUAUAAUUUAAAAAAAGUCUAUUUAGUUUCAAAUGAAUUUGAGGAUGCUCCCCAGUUAUAUUAAAUUUACCAUCAAAUGGACAGAACGUGUCAUUACUCCUUGUCAGAGGAGCCAUACAGCGUGUUUUUUUUUUUUUUUAUUUGAAAGAUAUUCCAAAUUUAAUAUUUCUAUGUGUUAACUAGUUGUUUUUUUGGUUUUUUUGGUUAGCCUUUAGUCAAAUUCCUUUUUAAGAAAGUGUCUUUGAUUUAUAACUAUUUUUAAGAAAAUAGUCUGAAAUGUUUUGCAAACAAUGUGUGCAGACUCACGCCGCUGAUCGGACGUUACUUACUGAGACCAUGUUAGUACAGAGGAGGGCAAGAUGCAGAGCUUAUACCUGCUUCAGGGUAAAACAGAUUUUAUUCAUUUGUUUGGACUGGCUUUGUUUUGUAACAAAACAUUAGAUUUAGGAAUUUGUCAUGAAUUGUCCCCUAAUUUCCACUAACUGCCCAAAUCCACAGCCACCAAAGUGACUAAUGACAAGCUUGCGUUCGGAGGAACUCUUGCUACCUGAUUACUCUAAAUAAUUGCCAUUUGCCUUAUAGUACAAAAAUCUAUCUAUUCACUUUAUCAGACUAUUCGAAUCACGAAAA